This is a messenger RNA of Penicillium vulpinum, 435 nucleotides long. RefSeq lists its product as uncharacterized. The record is from RefSeq and is a predicted model, not a curated record. The transcript is spliced from 2 exons. NCBI's taxonomy places the organism in Eukaryota, Fungi, Ascomycota, Eurotiomycetes, Eurotiales, Aspergillaceae. Bases 1 to 435 code for a protein of 144 amino acids.
AUGUCGACCAUCAACAUUGUGAAAUACUACUUCUACCGGGGAAUGCUCCCUGAAAAUCAACAGAGGCUGCGAGACUUGGUCGCCCUUGCCUACCAGACUGCAAGAGACAGGAAACUCUACCCCAAGGCCAUCCUCAUCAGAUCUCACGAGCACUCCAGUACCAGUCAAGGAGGUGUACAUAAGCCUGAUCCCUUGGGUUGGCAUGUCACUCUCUGUUUCAAAGACGACGUCCAGCUUACCAACAAUACCCAUUUUGCUUCUCAUGGCUACGUCAAGGGAAAAGGGGACUUGACUUUCCUUCAAGCGACUCAUUCGGGGCCGAAGCCAGACUCCCGUCUGAAGUCGAAUGGAAAGCCAGUAUGGCCUUCUGAAACAGACUUAGAUGUUGCACCGGAGAUUGGAUAUGGCCACUUCCCAAAUGCUGAUAGUGUUUAG